Didymodactylos carnosus is the source of this 477-nucleotide messenger RNA. NCBI's taxonomy places the organism in Eukaryota, Metazoa, Rotifera, Eurotatoria, Philodinida, Philodinidae. The record is from the annotation of a GenBank genome assembly.
AUGCAGAAUAACAAAUUUGCCGAUAAAGCAGGACCUGGUGGUUGGAAUGAUCUGGACAGUACUCGAUCGGCAUUCGACGGGCGAUGUUUAUCAAUUGAGAGUUGUAGUACAACCGAAGUGGCAAGUAUUGUCAUCAACGAAUGCCACAUUGGUGAUUCGCAAGCUCAACAUCAAGGUAAAAAUCAACAAUGGACAGCCGUCAUAUCGGAACAGACCAUUGUCUAUCUAAUGAAUGGACAACGUGUAAAUGUCCCCGAUUAUGAUGAAUCCAGUGUCGAUGCAUUUUCAUAUAAUAAACAAGAUAAUCAAGCAUGGACAUGGAAUGCAGCAGAUGGUUUAGUUCGAAGCAAAUACAAUGGUCAAUGUUUGACUGUGGGACCAGAACUCGACGUCUGGGGAGAUCCACUUUCGGAUGCAUACAUGACAGCAGGAUCGUUAAGACGAAGAGAAGAGGGAGAAAUGAGUUACCGGUUCUGA